Mobula hypostoma (lesser devil ray) is the source of this 3352-nucleotide messenger RNA. It is a transcript of the gene khk, whose product is annotated as ketohexokinase. The transcript has 10 exons. Gene Ontology annotation, molecular function: ketohexokinase activity. Gene Ontology annotation, biological process: fructose metabolic process. The record is from RefSeq and is a predicted model, not a curated record. The coding region runs from base 134 to 1165 and encodes 343 amino acids. Lineage: Eukaryota; Metazoa; Chordata; Chondrichthyes; Myliobatiformes; Myliobatidae.
UGGCGAUAUGCUGGAGUUAUGAAGCAAGUUCAGUGGGAGACACAUCCUUUUUGUUCAAUUCUAUCAUCCUACUUCUUUGCUCGGUUCAGCGGCCUGAGGAAGAAGAGGAGAGGUGACUGUCAGGGCUGGCCAAAUGGCAGCCAAAGAGAAGCAAAUCCUCUGUAUUGGGUUAGUCUGCUUGGAUAUUAUUAACGUGGUUGAUAAGUUUCCGGUUGAAGAUACUGAUACACGAUGUAUAUCUCAGAGGUGGCAACGUGGGGGUAACGCCUCCAAUUCAUGCACAGUUCUCUCAAUACUUGGGGCUCCCUGUGGAUUCAUGGGCUCCCUUGCACCUGGACGAGUUUCUGAUUUUAUUUGUGAUGACCUCAGACGAUAUGGGAUUGAUGUGACUGUGAUUGUUCAUGCAGAAUCAUCCCUCCCAGCCUCCAUUGUCAUCAGCAACAUAAACAAUGGCUUACGUACCAUCCUUCACACAAACAGUUUCAUUACAGAUGAUUUUCAAAGCAGAGGUAUUAAUGUAUCCAACAUUGUGUGGCAGCACGUGGGAGUUACACCUUGUGCUUGCUGUCUUGUGAACAUUAACAAUGGCUCACGAACAGUCAUACUGUCCGACAUGAAUCUACCAGACGUUACUGCCAAAGAUUUUGGGAAAAUUGAUCUUACACGUUACAAGUGGAUUCACUGGGAGGGCAGAAAUGCAUCCGAGCAGAUUGCCAUGAUGGAGCAGGUCGAACAAUACAACGCCAAUGUACCAGUUGAGCAACGGAUUACCACUUCUGUGGAAAUUGAGAAAACAAGGGAAGAACUGUACCAGCUCUUCAGACAUGGAGACGUGGUCUUUGUCAGCAAAGACAUUGCCAGACACUUUGGAUAUAAUUCAGCAUCAGAAGCAGUAAAAGGACUUUACAGUCGGGUGAAACCUGGUGCAUACCUCAUCUGUGCAUGGGCUGAGGAAGGAGCUGAUGCAAUGGGUCCUGAUGGUGUCUUUCAUUCAAAUGCAUUUCCUCCUAAAAGACUUGUGGAUACUCUUGGAGCUGGAGAUACUUUCAAUGCAGCUGUAAUAUUUGCAUUCUGUAAUGGCAAGUCUAUUCAGGAAGCAUUGACAUUUGGUUGCCAAAUUGCUGGGAAGAAGUGUGGAAUUCAAGGAUAUGAUGGAAUUGUAUGAGGAAACCCAAAAUGCAUUGGAGGAAUAAAUAGCUACAGUUAAUUAAAAUGAGAAAAUUCUGCAGAUGAACUUUGAUUUUUGAUCCUCCAGCCACCUGAUCUGCAAUUAUAUAUUUGUGAUUUUCUUUGAUUCUAAAACAAAUUUUAGAAUACUUAAACCUGCUAGAUCUGCUGUAGAUCUACAAACGUUUGUAGUUCAAUGUGUACCAUCCAAUUGUAUGAUGCUGCAUAACUGCAAUUGAAUCUCAGUAUUCAGUCACGAUCAAUUAAUCUACCACAGAAUCAGAUAUAAAGUGAGAAUAGCAACAAUAAGUAAAGCUUUAAAACCACACAUUUAACUUGAUUUAUUCUUAAAGCUGCAAUAUGGUUACCCCAGUUAACUUUGUUCUGGUGGUUGGGGAGAGUAAGAGUGAGGGCUGAUGAAUACUGGAUAACUUGAUGUAACUGAAUUUAAAGUUUAAUCAAACAGAACAUUUAAUUAUGUGUGUAACAUAAUGUAUUUUUUAUUUAUCUUUGAAGCAUCUGGAAUUUCACCUUUUUCAUUCCCGUGGACUGAAGUGUAGAAGUUUAUUUAGAUUAUACUGGAGUUAUGUAAAUAUGGCAGAUAUUAAUUGAAAUAUCUCACUCAAAUUUCAGUGCCAGUUGUAAAUGUAAGUAAGUUCAGGAAGCUUGCAAUUAGCUUUCAGAUUUUAUUGUAAAUUGCAGACAGUAAAUUGAAGUGAAAAGCACAGAGUGCUCCAUUGAGUUUGCAUAUGCAAGAGCCAAGCAUUAAGACAAUGGGUUUGUGUUGAUUGGCUUGUAUCAAACCAGGCAAAAUGGCUAAAUCAUCUGCGCCAUUGUGACUUCAGUGUAAGCUAGCAGACAAGACGGAUGUUGUCACUUAGAAUAUCAAACAUGGUCACAGAUAUCGAUCUCCAAAAGUGACAUCAAUUACAAUGUGCUUCCACUGUGUAUCCCAAAGGAACCAUUUGUCAACCCAGAACAUUGAAGUAAACAAUGUCAUUUCAACUACUGAAAUUGUAUUGAAUUGCCUACUGUUACCUUUGAUCUUAAGGGUAUAAAAAUGUGAUGUACCUUUGAAUGUCACAACUAUGGACUCUGCUGUGGAGUCUAUGCCCCUGUGCAGGCAGGCUGUGGAAUAUGUUCGGCAUUCGUGCUCAUGACUAUGCACAUUCCAGCUGAGUAGUGUUCCAUUAUGGUGGUAUUUAACUCCCUUCUAUUCGUUCUAGUCUGGUCGAGACUUGACCAAAAGCACUGCAUCAUUUAUACUCCCUACCUACUCUUCCUUGUCUGGGAAAGAAGACUACGAUUUUGACUGAUGUUAUCAUGAAGUGAUAUUCAUUUAGUAUUUAGUUAUUGCUUCCAGCCACUGUGUUGGCAUUAACUUUCAGUUUGGGAAUUUUUUUUUAUUUAACAGCCCUGUUGGCCUAGCAUUUAUUAUUUCUCUUUUCCUUUAAAUUCUGCAACUGUUCUUGUUAAAGUCAGUCCACUGUUGACGCGUUUCAGUCUAUCUCUCAGCACUUGAGCCAUAUCGGAUUGUUUUGACAUUGGUUUGCAAGCCUCUACCGAGAGUGUCUCCAGAAUGAUGCCUGCUAGUUGUGCUGAAUAAAGACUUCUAUAUCGCCAGCUUUAGUGUCUCUCUGGUGACUUUGAUCACAGUCACAACAUAUGGGGGGCUCAUCCGGGAUAUGACCCAGUGUGGCCAGAGACUUCAGCAGUUUAAGGGAGUGAGUAGUUUUUUUUUAAGAGUAACUCCCAAACUUAGAUUUGUGCAGGAGCACGGAGUACCAAAGGACAUGGCAGAGAGAUGACCUGAUAGUAUAAAAGAGUGUGAAUGUGUGUUUCUAUGUUUUGUGUAAGGGAUGAGCUACUAGACAACACUGUAUAGUUUGUUGAUUCAAAGCUACCAGUUACAAAAAGUGGUUACUGACUGUUUGGAAUGCCAAAGAGUGUGUGAUACUCAUUCGGUGGGCAUCAGAUUAAGUGUAGCAUGGCUGCUGAGAACCUUUGGGUAGUGUGGAAGAUAUUAUUUGGGAUGCCAGAGGGUGUGUGUAUACCUUCCAUCUAUUCUACUGUACCUAGCCUGUUAUUCAAAAAUAUUCCCUUUAGAAUCAAAAUCAGGUUUAUUGUCACUGAUAUAUGUUGUUUUGUGGCAGCAGUGCAAUGGAAAACAUUAAAAUUAAUAUAA